AUGAUUCGCUUCCUUCAGUCUAAUCUCAACCACUGCCGCGGCGCCCAAGACCUACCGUGCCAGGCGGUGGUUGAGAAGGCGACGGACGUCGCGAUCAUCAGCGAGCCGUACGAGAGGUCCAUUGCAGAGAACGCCCGCUGGACGCUGGACCGGACGGGGAGAGCUGCCCUGGGCGUGUUCAACGGUGACCUCACGGUGUGCGACGUCGAGCGGAGCGUCGGAUACGUCGCGGCCAGGGUCAACGGAGUGACGGUAUACAGCUGCUACGCCUCACCCAAUAUGCCCCUAGCCGAAUUCCGGGCCCUACUCGACAGGCUUGAGUCGAGCGUACGACGGAAGGCAGGGGACGUCAUCGUCGCUGGGGACUUUAAUGCCAGAUCAGCAGCCUGGCGCGACUCAACUACGGACCCCAGAGGAGAGGAGCUGGCGGCUUUCGCGGACGGACUCGGCUUGGAGGUAGCGAACGUCGGGGACGGCCGCACCUUCACGGGGAGGGGCGCCGGGUCGAUAGUCGACGUCACCUUCUCGUCGCACGCGCUCCUUGGGAGGUUGGAUGGAUGGCGCGUCCUCCAGGAAGAAAACCUGAGUGACCACCGCUAUAUCGAGUUCCGGCUGCAGGACCGGAGGGGUCGCAGCACGCGCUACCCAGCAAACAGCGGUGGGUGGGCAGUCGGAAACGUCGACCCCGAAUGGAUCGCGGUGGGGCUGAUGCUAGCCGAAUGGACCGCACCGCUCGACGCGGAGCACCUCGGGCCAGAAGAAAUCGCGGAAGAACUAGAGAGGGGGGUGACGCUGGCCUGUGACCUGGCCCUCAAACCGAAGCCAAAAACAUCAUCGUCAAGGAGACCCGUCCCGUGGUGGAACCAGGAGAUAGCGGAGGUCAGAGCCGCAUGCGUGAGGUCCAGGCGAGCGUUCACCCGCGCCCGUCGGCGGGGACAAGGGGAAGCUGAAGCCGUGCUAUACAAGGAGGCCAGGAAGACCCUGAACAGCGCCAUCAGGAGGCACAAGGAAAAGUGCUGGGCGGAUCUGGUGAAGUCCGUGGACGGUGACCCCUGGGGCAAGCCCUACAAAAUAGUAAUGAGGAGAUUGCAGGGCCCCCCAGCGCCCAAUAGGAUGGAGCCGGACACGCUGUCCGAAGUGGUAGACGGUCUCUUCCCGGAGCACCCGCCGCUGAUCAGGGGCAACCCUUUCGGAGACGUGGAGGUCCAGAACUUCAGCGCGGAGGAAGUGACCGCCGUCGUCAACAAAUUCAAGGCGAGAAACAAGGCGCCAGGCCCGGACAACAUCCCGAGCCGGAUAUGGGGAGUGGUUCACGCCGUCCGCCCGACCCUUCUGCCCGGGGUUUUCAACAAACUCCUCAGAGCGGGCACAUUUCCGGCGCUGUGGAAACGAGGCCGCCUCGCUCUGGUACGGAAAGGAGACAAGCCGGAGGGAGUCCCGUCGUCCUAUAGACCGCUCUGCCUUCUGAACGACAUCGGCAAGAUGCUGGAGGCGCUUCUGGUAACCAGACUCCAGGACCACCUGACCGAAGUGGGCGGCAUCUCGGAUGGGCAGUUCGGGUUCCGGAAGGGAAGGUCAACGGAAGACGCCGUGAAGAGGUUAGAGAGCGCGGUGCUGCCAGCGUGCAACCGGCAAGGCUACGGCUUGGCGGUCGGCCUGGACAUCAGGAACGCCUUCAACAGCGCCAGCUGGGUGAAGAUCCUCGAUGCUCUGGACGCCCUAGAAACACCGCCCUAUCUACGAAGGAUGGUCCGGUCGUACCUGAGCGAGAGGUGUAUUAUCAUCGGGACACCGGCGGCGGGCGUCAUCCGGAGGGAGGUGACGAGUGGAGUCCCGCAGGGGUCAGUCCUGGGCCCUCUUUUGUGGAACAUCAUGUUUGACGGGCUGCUGCGGGUACGGACCCCGCCGGGCACGACCACCAUCUGCUUCGCCGACGACACUCUCAUAGUGGCGGAAGCGGAUAGUAUUGGUGAGCUGGAAAGCAGGGCCAACGGGGCGCUCGAGACAGUGGCAAGGUGGGUCGCACGGGCCGGGCUGAGUCUGGCAGCGGACAAAACGGAGGCGGUGCUCUUCACGAAUCGUUAUAAAUACGCGGAGCCCGUCCUUAAGGUCAACGACGUGAGGACUCCGGUGAGGGAGAACAUGAGAUACCUUGGUCUAACAAUCGACCGCUCUCUCUCAUACCGGGAUCACAUCAAGCACGCGGCAGCGAAGGCCCAGAAGAUCAUGGCGGCCUUGUCUAGACUCAUGCCCAACCUGGGCGGCCCCAAGCAGGCCCGCAGACGGCUCCUGUGCAGCGUUGCCCACUCGGUGCUGCUCUACGGUGCGCCUGUAUGGGGCAACACGCUUCAGUACGUCCCCCCUAACAGAGUGGCGCUAACGAGCGUGCAGAGGAGGGUGGCGAUCAGGAGCAUCUGCGGGUAUCGGACAAUAAGUCACGCGGCCUCGAGCGUCCUGGCCGGCAUGCCUCCCGCCCACCUGCUGGCAGAGGAACGAGAAUUAGCGUACGAGAUCAGGCGUCAGGUCGGGCGCAAGCUUACUAAAGAAGAAACGGCGGCCAUCCGAAGGAGGACCAUGGAGGAAUGGAGACGCCACGUGGAAGAGGCAGAAGAAGGAGCAUGGACAAAGACCCUCAUAAAAAAUCUGGAGGAAUGGUGCGGUCGGCGUCACGGUUACGGUUACGGUUACGGGCAGACGUAUCAGCGACCGCGCGCGUGA
Messenger RNA from Cinara cedri, 2718 nucleotides. Lineage: Eukaryota; Metazoa; Arthropoda; Insecta; Hemiptera; Aphididae. The record is from the annotation of a GenBank genome assembly.